GAGGGAGGGGGGACGAGCAGAAAAGGCGGGGGGGGCGGGGGCGCGCUCCCCGCCGACCCGCCCGCAACAUGGCCGAAGUGAGCAUCGACCGCUCCAAGCUGCCGGGAGUCAAGGAAGUAUGCCGAGAUUUUGCUGUCCGGGAGGAUCACACGCUGGCCCACAGCCUGCAGGAGCAGGAAAUCGAGCACCACUUAGCCACCAACAUCCAGCGCAACCGCCUGGUCAAACAUGACCUACAAAUGGCCAAACAGCUGCAAGAGGAAGAAGACCGGAAAGCUCGCAUUCGUCUUCAGGAGCAGCACAAGAACCUGGAACAGCAAGACUGCGAGAUCGCCCAGGAAAUCCAGGUCAAGCUGGUCAUCGAAGCGGAGCAGCAGCGUCGUCAGGAAGAGGGCGACGAGGACAUUGCUCGGAUUCUGCAGCAGAAGGAACUGCAGGAGGAGAAGAGGCGGAAGAAGCUGCCUCCGGACCCCCUGCGGCUGGGCGCGUCCGAAGAAGUCUACCCCCCAGAGAACAGAGACCCCUUGUCCGGCAAUCCCCGCGAACCGGGGCCCAAACUCCCUAGACCGGGCAGCACGGAGAGGCAGCCCCCCCAAAGGAGGGAGCCUCGGGGGGGGCCUCCUCUGCUUUCAGAGGGUCUCGACCUGGAGACUUGGGAGAGCUCCCCAGAAACGAGAAAGGCCAAGGACGGCCGGAGCAAGGACCGAGAGAAACGGGAGAGGAAGAAGGACGGGCACGGGAGACCCCCUCAUCACGAGGAUCCUGCAGAUGUGGGAGUGGAGGAGGAGGAAGAGGAAGACAGAGCCCGCAGUCGCCCCAACUGGAGCCAGGACAAAACUCGGGGGCCACGUCUGCUGCUGUGGGAUGCCGAACCGCCCCGGGCCGGUCGAGGCGGCAGGGAUCCAAGGAGGCCUCCGAGCCACGAGAGAGCCCCCCGGACGCCGCCUCCUCCGACGGAGCGGGAAGAGGAAUGGAGGAGCGGGCACCGCAGCUGUGGGCCCCGAGGGCAGGGGGAGCGGGGGCCGACCCCCAACGGGAGAGAGAGGCAGGCGGAGAGACGGUACGGCCAAAGCCGGUCCCCCAAUCCGGACCGUCGUGGGCUGCCACCCCAGGAGGACCGCAGCUCCCCGUGGCCCCCUGCCCACCAUCACGCCAGGCACCAGGACCCGGAGGCUGCCCCCCGGCACCAGCCCAGGAGGGAGGACGGAGAAAGGGAGCCGCGGGGGGCUCGGGCCUCCCCCACCUCCCACCGCAGGGAGGGCAGGGACGGGGAAGGCAGGCGACCCCGGAAUGCAGGGGCAAAACCUCGGGGGUCCAAAGAAGACCCCUUCGCCAGACCCCGAUCAGAGGCUUCCCGUGACCCCGAGGCCUACGAUGCCGAGAUUGCCUGGAAGUUGCAAGAGGAGGAACUGCGGGCCAGUCAGGUGGACAGGAGGGCUGCACAAGUUGCUCAAGAUGAGGAAAUAGCCCGGCUGCUGAUGGCAGAGGAGAAGAAAGCAUACAAAAAAGCGAAGGAACGGGAAAAGAAGAGGCAGGAUCCCGAGUGGAAGCAGGAGCCCCCCGAGUGUUGUGCGGCCGGACAAGAGAAGGACAUGACCCUCACCGAGGCAGGGCCGAGAAGCCCACACGAGCCGGUCCACCGUCGACCAAAGACUUGGAGCCUCACUCUGGCCUUACGCAUCAGCAUAACGUGGCACAUCCGAUAUCCAGACCGGAGUCAACUCAUAAAGGUCACCACUACAAGCAGUAGGAGAAAGCCAUCCUCGACUUUUCUCUCCAUAGAUACUGACUUUCCAGUGUAGCCGGCUUUAUUGCAUUUCUGCCAAGAGAGUUCCUGACGUCCCGCCGUUCUCCAAGGAGGUCACUUCAUUCCCAGCAGGAAAACGUCUCUCUCUCUUUCUUUCUCUCUCUGCCAGGCUGGGCAGUUAAAGUCUAGCCUUUGGGCAAUUCUGCACCCCACCUUCCCCUCCGAGAAUCUCUUUCGAGCUUCCAAAUCUGGCUUUGUGUCCAUAGCACAGGAGUAGGAAGGUGAUCAGGUGGACACCAGAGGAAGGCCCAGGGAAGGGUGGAAUCAGACAGCCCGGAAGUUGGUGGUCUUCACGUCAUGAAGACCCCAUAGUAGAGAUGUUCAGGUGGCUAAGAUAGGGUCCUGUAGUCAGAAUGAGUCAGUGUGUCUCUGGAGUGGACCAAUCUCAAACGUCUGGAGAUGUUUCUCCAAACAUGUCCCUCACCUGGAAUUCUGAGCGCUAGUGCUUCUCUUGAGAAAGGAAGACUUCCAGAAAUGAAAGAGAGAUGUCCAUGUCCUGUUCUGGGAAGGAAAAAUGGAAAUUUUUUUCCCAGGAAACAACUGGGAAAAUAUUUUAGGAGAGACCCAAUAGAUUUUUUUUUAACAUUUUAGGUUAGCUCUUUCUUUUGUUCCAAACGUUUCCUGAAGGACAGGAACGACAUGAGAUGAAUUCUUGAGGUUUUAUAUAUAUAUUUCCAUUGAUUCAUAAAUACAAAGGUCAGAAACAUCACUUGGGAUAAAUAACGAUUACUCAGGUCUGUUUUAUUGUAUAUUUUAUUUUAAGGUUUAGUUUUUAACAGCCAGAGAAGGAGCACAGAAGUUAGGCCCCAUCUUCGAAUGCUGCAAGUGAGGCCUUGACGGCCCUCAGCCAACUUCUUUCAACCCCCACGAGGUGCUUCACCUGGAUCCCGACAUUUUUGUUGUUCAAUUUGUAAUAGUCUUGUACAGGUCUUGCAAAAUACAGGGUGUCGUGUAGGGACCAAGAGUGCUGGAUUUACACAGCACAAUGAAGCCACAAGAAAAGACAAGCAAGAUUCAAAAAAAAAACAAAAAAAACAAUCCAGUUUAGCAAAUUGGGUCAAUGUGGAUUUUUUUUUGUGGUUAAAAGGGAUGUGUGAAAUUAG
Messenger RNA from Crotalus tigris (Tiger rattlesnake), 2910 nucleotides. It is a transcript of the gene CCDC50, whose product is annotated as coiled-coil domain containing 50. Gene Ontology annotation, molecular function: ubiquitin protein ligase binding. The transcript has 12 exons. The record is from RefSeq and is a predicted model, not a curated record. The coding region runs from base 69 to 1802 and encodes 577 amino acids. Gene Ontology annotation, cellular component: cytoplasm. Lineage: Eukaryota; Metazoa; Chordata; Lepidosauria; Squamata; Viperidae.